Messenger RNA from Petromyzon marinus (sea lamprey), 1612 nucleotides. NCBI's taxonomy places the organism in Eukaryota, Metazoa, Chordata, Hyperoartia, Petromyzontiformes, Petromyzontidae. The record is from RefSeq and is a predicted model, not a curated record.
UGAGGGGUGAGGGGGAGGAUUUUCUCUAACGCGAUGUUCGCACGAGGCUACGCCUCACUCCGAUUGUGGUGGAAGCAGAGAGAGGGACACGGAGAGAGAGCUGCUGAGUCGUCCACCAGAGCCACCGAGUCGUCCACCAGGGCCGCUGAGUCGUCCACCCGGGCCGCCGAGUCGUCCACCAGAGCCGCCGAGUCGUCCACCCGGGCCGCUGAGUCGUCCACCAGAGCCGCCGAGUCGUCCACCAGAGCCGCCGAGUCGUCCACCCGGGCCGCCGAGUCGUCCACCAGGGCCGCCGAGUCGUCCACCCGGGCUGCUGAGUCUCUCGCUCUGCUGAGUCGACCCAGCAGCUGUACGAGGAUGAACAGAAUCGUGGCCAGAGUCGUCCCUCGCUACUCCGCGGCUGCAUUGGCAGCGAGGAGAUGGACAUCGUCGGUGGUGAAGCCGCAAGUCACACAGAGAGAGGGCCCCCUGCCUCUGUCGGCCAUGCCGGGCCCUUCGGCAGGAGGCUGGCUUCACCUCGUCCAAGUUCUGCGACGGGGAGGCCUGCCCAGGAUUCACCAGAUCAGUCAAGAGGACUUUGACACGUAUGGACCGGUGUACAGACAAAAGCUGGGCUCCCUGGAGUCCGUGAACGUCCUCCUCCCCAGCGACGCUGCUCAUGUGUUUGGGGUGGAGGGUGCACGUCCAGAACGCCAGCUGGUGGACUCUUGGAUGGAGUACCGUAAACACCGCAGACGGAGCUUGGGAGUCCUGCUGCAUGAGUGGGAACGCCAGCUGGUGGACUCUUGGAUGGAGUACCGUAAACACCGCAGACGGAGCUUGGGAGUCCUGCUGCAGAGUGGUGACGAGUGGUGGUCCCGGCGAUCCUCUCUGAAUCGCGAGCUGCUGUCCCCGUCCGCCGUGUCGCGCCAGGCGGCGGUGCUGGCCGCUGUGAGCCGCGACUUCGUCCUGAGGCUCGGCAUGCUCAGCCUCAGCGCCCGAGGCGGUGGUGGCGGUGGCACGGGCCACGUGGCCCGCCUGGACAACGAGCUGUUCAAGUUCGCUCUGGAGUCGGUGUGCAGUGCCCUGUUUGGCGAGCGCCUGGGCCUGCUGCACCCCGUGGUGCCCCCUGAAUCCGAGCGCGUCAUCGACGCCAUCUCUGUCAUGUUCCACUCCACGGUGCCGAUGUUGGUGGUGCCGGCCGGCCUGCACCGGGCCCUCCACACUCCAACGUGGAGACGUCACACACACGCCUGGGACCUCAUCUUCACCUACGCCAACAGAUGGAUCCAGAAGUCCGUCCUCUCGUUCCGUGCGGGGGCGAGCGGCGAUGGCGGAGCCCGGGCGGGUCACGUGAGCAUCAUGGCGGGCCUGCUGCAGAGGGACAGCCUCUCACUGGGAGACCUCGCGGCAAGCGUGACCGAGCUCAUGGCAGGGGGGGUGGACACGACCUCCAUCACACUGCUCUGGGCUCUCAUGGAGCUGUCCCGUAACCCCUCGCUCCAGGAGGAGCUGAGGUCAGAGGUCACAAAGGCCAUGACCCCUGGAGCUGACCCCUUAGAGGUCAUCCGCCUGACCCCACUCAUACGACUCACCCUCACCGAGACGCUGCGGUGAGCACUCACCCACUCAC